Mercenaria mercenaria is the source of this 4251-nucleotide messenger RNA. RefSeq lists its product as uncharacterized. NCBI's taxonomy places the organism in Eukaryota, Metazoa, Mollusca, Bivalvia, Venerida, Veneridae. Bases 323 to 4048 code for a protein of 1241 amino acids. The transcript is spliced from 5 exons. The record is from RefSeq and is a predicted model, not a curated record.
CAAUAUAGCUUCCGUCUUAUGUUUGACAGAUCUGUAUUAUAUAAACAAUUACUGCAAAGUGCAUAAUAUAGGUAAACGCAUUUAUGUAGAAUAUGAAAUGAAUUGUGAGGUGUCGGAUUACAAUGUUAUAUCAAUGAACAGUUUUACAGAGAAUUACGCUGUCUGGCCAUAUGUGAUUGAAAAAAGAAGCAAACAAACAUGGUGAACCAGUUCCUAGGAAUUUAUGGGGAAGUUACAUAGGAUUAUUGUUCUCAGGCGUAUGCAAAAUAUAUAACUCUGUUUGUUAUACCUGAACAUAUUCUACGACGAUACAGCAGAAAGGAUGUCUGGGUGCAACUCUAAACUAGCAGAUCCAAUGUUUAUCAACUGGAUAAAAGCACGUAUUGCCUCAAAUACCGUUAAAGAAUGCAUUGAGGUUAUUGUAGAUAAAGAAAUUAACAUAUUUCUGAGAGAUGUUCUUAACGCUAUAGCAACCAAACAGCAGAUUGAAAAUGAUGACUUAUGUUACGAAUGUACACUAGAGAACGUAUUACCAUGCAGAACGAAUAAUUUCUGUGAAGUAAGACAGGGUCGCUGUUUUUCCCACAAUUCGAAGGAAAAGAAUUUUCAACCGUGCCCCAAAAACAUCUGUAAUCGUAUUCAAGAGAAAAUAAGACAAAGCCAUAGAUUCAACAAACCUUCAUGGAGAAAUACAGACGCACAGGAGUGGUGUAAAAACCCAUGGGAGAUAGCAAAGUGUUUCAUGCCGCCUGAUGGAUAUUUUGAUAAAACCAGUGUAGGCGAAACAGACUUAAACGGGAUACUCAGUGUGAUGUUAAACCAUUCAGGGUUUAAGAAUAUCAUUGACAAAGAUAUUUGUAUCAAGGUAAGAGAGUAUGGAAAUGAUAUUAGACAUUCUGCAAAUCUGCAUGUAAGCAGCAAAUCGUUAAAAGUUUAUCUCAACACACUUGUUGAAUUUCUAAAAAGUUCCAGUACCUUGCAAAAUGAUGCGAAGGCGAAACAGGCUGUUCAAGCUAUACAAAAGAUACAAAAUGAAGAACUUUCUAUUUCAAAUGGUGAUAUCACAAAGGUUUUAGAAAAAUCAGUCGAAGAGGAAACGAAACGAUCAACUGCAGAAAUAGCAAAAGAAACUAAAACUAGAAUACAGGCUUUAAAAGAAGCACUAGAAGAAGUAAAAAACGAAAUCCGAAUUGCAGAACAAACAACCAUUGGAAAUAUAAACGCUGCAGCAUCAACAAUUAUAUCAGCCGGCAUAGACAAAAUAGAGAGUUCAAAGCUUGAUGCACUUGCUCAAAUAGAAGCUUCUAAGAAACAAACCACUGGUCAGAGUGAACUCAGCUAUGAACAACGCAUGGACAUGCUCAAGAAUGACCUUCUGGACUUUAAUUUCCAGAAGCAUAGCGCAAUUCCGAUAACGCCCGUAUUUGAAGAAACUGAUGUGCUUAUCACUGAAUUCUACGUGCGGCCGGAACUAAUUUCUAUCGAACGACAAAGUUUUGGAUUGCUAGGAUCAGAAAUAAGAACUCCCUUGGCUGACUUAAACAAGAUGUUUUACAAAGAAAAGAAGAGAAACAAUGAAAUUUAUUUAACAUCUGAUGCCGGCUUCGGAAAAACUUCGUUCAGCAAAUUUCUUGUAAUAACAUGGUGCUAUGCGCACUCGGAUGAACUAACCAGUCAAUAUUUUUGCGAUAAAGAUUUACAUCUCAUGAGAGAGUUUGAUCUUGUAUUCUUAAUUCAAUUGCGAGACGUGAGUAUUGAAUGUGAUGUUGAUGAUAUGAUCAUUGAACAUAUUAUUAAACAACUAUCUCGUCCUUCACACAUUGAUCUUCCGUUUCUGCAAAACGUACUGCAUCAAGAAAACUGUUUGAUAAUCCUUGAUGGUUUAGACGAAUGGUUGCAUCCUUCCGGGUCAUCAUGUCAUGCAAAAUUGAAUAGUAUCCCACAUAGGAAAGUAAGACGGAAGUGCACAGUUUUAACCACUACUAGGCCUUGGAAGCUCGGCAUUAUCAAUAUCAAAGCAAGUCAGAUUGAUAAGCGUGUAGAACUGUGUGGACUUAGCGAGGCUAACAUCGGUCGGCUUAAGGACAUGGCGAUUUCAAAGUUGUUAGGAGACUAUGUUGACAGAAAAGCAGCCACUGGUAAUUUUAAUGCAGAAAUAAAAGACAAAGAACUAGCAAAUCUUGAAUCCAAUCCUACACUUCUCAUGUAUAUAAUAUGUUUAUGGUGUGAGGGAAAACCUCUUGGAAAAUCCAAAUCUGAGCUUUACAGUCAAAUUGUUGAGCUUUUGUUAAAUCGUGCCGAGCAAAAAUCGAAAUUAAAAUCCGUCAGAGAUAUGGAAACUGAAAAUCUAGCUUUGAAUGCCAAUGAUCAGGACGAGAUUCCGUGGUGCUUAAAAGGACAUGAUUUAUGCUUACAGUACUAUCAGUUAUUCAAAGCGCUUGGACAUUUAGCUUUUGACUCACUGUUUGAUAAAUCAAGAUCAAAUACUCUUGUGUUUGACAAAACUAAAGCCGAUGGAUUUUUGUCAAAAGAAUGUUUGCGUGUUAGUCUUGACUCGGGCAUGUUAACGGAAACUGAAAACCUAGGGUCCCUUUUAGUUAAGAAAUGUAAAAUAUCGUUUUGUCAUAAAACUGUGCAAGAAUAUUUGGCUGCAUUAUAUAUGCAAGCGACAAAAGAAGGAGAUGACAUAGUUAAGAAAACGCUGAAUAUUUGUAAGUCUAUUGAUAGUUUACUUGAAAUGUCUAGUGUGUUUGUGUUUUUGAGUGGCCUUAACUAUAAAACUUUUGAAUGUUUAUCAGACAAACUGGCAAUUAUAGUAAAUAAAGAUGAAAGUAUACAGAAAUACAGACAUGGGUGUAUUAGUUCAACCUCUAACUACAGUUUUGUAGUUAAACCACUUAAAGACAUUCAAAAUAUGUACAUAAAUUGCAUGAAGGAAAUUCAAAUGCAAAAUCAUGAAAAAUUGAGACUGUGUUUGCAGGAUAUAUUUAUUGAUGAAGAUUUCUCUAAAGAAGCAUACAGAUCGAAUUUGAUGAAAUUAAAGGUAAUGAACGAAGGAUCAGUAAAGUCAAUUAGUAUUAGAACAGAAGGCAUUACAAACUUGGGUGAAAUUAUUGAAACCUUUCAGCUUAGUAAAGAUACUUCUCUUGAUAAAAUAAACUUUAGGGGAGAGUGUUCUAGCAAUGAUAUUCAAAGUCUGUUAUCUGGGGCGGCUGAUAAUUUGAAAUGUGUUGAAGUAUUAUCAAGUGAAUGGCUGGGCAAUACAUUUGCACUGAAAUACGUACCCUGGACAGAUGCAAUAUCAAACACAUUUCAAAGGAUGCACCAGUUAGAAGCUUUGCACUUGUAUGCCUUUGUUAUGAACCACGCGCAGCUGAAUGAGAUGAUGACGUAUAUAGUACAAAGAACUAAGAUGAAAGACAUAGCACUACUGAAUCUAAAAUGCCGUGAUCACAACAGUGCGUGUAGUGGCUACCAACUUGACUUAUCUAGACAUGAAAGUCUAAGAUUGUUGUCACUCGAUAAUCUGCCUAUUUCACAUUUGUCAGUGAAUGUGUCUGUCUUGGAAGAAAGUGUAGUCGGACGACUAUCAAGUUCAAGCGUUUUAUCAUCAUUCCUGACAGCGCUGGAAACAGCAACGCGAGUGCGCAGAUUUACUUGCAGAAAUUUCAACUCAACAAAUCAAAUAGACGAAAUGGUCAACAUAAUGGGCGAAAUGUCUCAUUUAAGAUAUGUUGGGAUAUUAUAUAUUGAUUUCGGUGAAAGAGAACACCUUCUUUCUAGUAAAAUGUCAAAUAUUGAACUAGUACGCUUAGUAGAAGCGACAAUGAAAUGUUGUUUACUGCGCAAUCUUGUGAAGAUAAUUAAAACAUUCAAACAGUCAGUUACUAUAGUGUUGUUCAACUGUAAUGUGACCACUGAGGACGAGUAUGAGAUAGUGAAAAAGGAAAUAAAAGCAGACGAACUCAUUUUGGUUCUGUUUGAUGGCGUACUUAAAUCGCAAAGUAAACAAUAUAGUUUUAAAUCUAUACCUAACGAUCAACCAUGAAAUGUCCCUAGGAUAUGCAGGAUAGACACACGAAAGAGCAACACUUAGGAAUUUUUAGUUUUUUUAACACUUAAGAUAUAUAUUUAAGAAGUAAAAAACUGUAUAAAAUUAGAUCAUACUAUUACAAACCAACUGAUUUAUUAUUUGCAUACGCAAACAAUUGUAUUGUAAAACCUUUAAUAAUAAAGAAUUUAGAUCGCUGA